Messenger RNA from Ornithodoros turicata, 978 nucleotides. RefSeq lists its product as uncharacterized. The coding region runs from base 1 to 978 and encodes 325 amino acids. The transcript has a single exon. Gene Ontology annotation, molecular function: nucleic acid binding. The record is from RefSeq and is a predicted model, not a curated record. Gene Ontology annotation, biological process: DNA integration. Lineage: Eukaryota; Metazoa; Arthropoda; Arachnida; Ixodida; Argasidae.
AUGCCGGACGCACGUUUUGCCCAUGUCCAUCUCGACCUUGUAGGACCCCUUCCACCUUCGCGAGGGCACAAGUACCUAUUAACGGUCGUGGACCGUUUCUCACGCUGGCUGGAAGCCAUACCAAUCCCCGACAUCACGGCGGAGACUGUAGCUCGUUUUUUUGUCGCGGAGUGGAUCUCCAGAUACGGAGCGCCUCUCCGCAUCACCUCAGACCGCGGCCGCCAAUUCGAAUCCCGCCUCUUUCACCAACUGUCGCGGCUCUUCGGCUACACCCAUCGCAAAACCACGGCAUACCAUCCUGCGGCCAACGGACUUGUCGAGCGAUGCCAUCGACAGCUGAAGUCUGCCCUGCGUGCUUAUCCGGAUCCGAGCAACUGGGUAGAUCAUCUCCCUCUCGUGCUGCUCGGCCUCCGUUGCGUCAUACGCGACGACCUGGGUUGUUCCACAGCAGAGCUGUUGUAUGGCACUACGUUGCGCUUGCCCGGCGAAUUCUUAUCCGCAGCCCCUCACGACGCCGCUCCUAGCGCUGACUUCGUCCGCGGACUUCGCCAGUCCAUGGCAAAUCUCCGGCCUGUGGCAACUCGGGCCUGCAGUACUCGGCCAACAUUCGUCCCCGCAGCGCUCAAAACGGCAAAGCACGUUUUUCUACGCCGCGACGCGGUCAGGAAACCCCUCCAGCGGCCAUAUGACGGCCCGUACGAAGUUCUCAAGCGCGGAGACGCUACCUUUACGUUAAGAAUCGGUGGGCACCCGGAAACAGUCCCAAUCGACAGGCUUAAACCAGCCUUCCUAUUCUCCGACGACGCGCCUCUCCCCCGACCUGCUACCUGCCGAACGUCACCAAAGCGAGUCCAGUUUCUUCUACCAGUCUCGUCCUGGGUGGGGGGGAGCAGUGUAGCGGAGGAAGAUGACCUGACGGGAUGCGCAUGGGCAUCGCGCGCACACCCCGCUUCUCUCGAACCGCAAUCGUUGGAAUAA